Tachysurus vachellii is the source of this 2339-nucleotide messenger RNA. RefSeq names its product protein phosphatase 1, regulatory (inhibitor) subunit 14Bb (gene ppp1r14bb). Bases 347 to 730 code for a protein of 127 amino acids. Gene Ontology annotation, cellular component: cytoplasm. The transcript has 5 exons. Lineage: Eukaryota; Metazoa; Chordata; Actinopteri; Siluriformes; Bagridae. Gene Ontology annotation, molecular function: protein serine/threonine phosphatase inhibitor activity. Gene Ontology annotation, biological process: regulation of phosphorylation; innate immune response. The record is from RefSeq and is a predicted model, not a curated record.
CCAGAAGAGGAAGAGAGAGGGGAGAGAGGAGGAGUAAAGGAAAGACAAAACGACCGGGGAGAAGAACAGAGGAGGAAUAAAGGACUGUUUGUUUUCACUUUAUGUCGAUUUGAAUAACGUUAAGAAGAGCAAGUUGAUUUGCACCAGUUUUGCAUGUGCUAAAUAGGUGGAAAGAGAGAGAGAGAGAGAGAGAGAGAGAGAGAGAGAGAGAGAGACCGACCCUGAGUACAGACGCACUGUUUCUUCUUCACGUGGCGUUUUUCAGUCAUAUUGAAGUGAGCAACACGGCGAGGAAAAUCCCAGAGCAGAGUUUCCUCCCUCUGCUGUAUCUACACCACACCGGACUAUGGCAGCGGUAACAACCCCGGAGUCGAGCCCUCAGCCGCGGGUCUACUUCCAAACUCCAUCCGGUACCGAAGAGACCGAGACUCCGGCCCGGAAACAAGGCCGGGUUACGGUGAAAUACGACCGGAAAGAGCUGAGGAAGAGACUGAACUUGGAGGAAUGGAUCAUAGAUCAGCUUACAGAACUGUACGACUGUGAGGAGGAGGCGAUUCCUGAACUGGAGAUAGAUGUGGAUGAGUUAUUGGACAUGCAGGAUGAUGCGGAUCGUGCUGCACGUGUUAAGGAUCUGCUGGUGGACUGUUACAAACCUACUGAGGACUUUGUAAUGGAGUUGCUUGACAAAAUCCGUGGCAUGCAGAAACUAAGCACACCUCAGAAGAAAUGAUGCACCUACAGCCUCGGCUCCUCAUCCUAACCCUCCCCCAGCCAAUCCCAGCUUUUUCCUCUUCUUCAGUAGAUGCUCAACCAAUCAUGUGAGGCAGAGGGGAAAGUGAGCUUCCUGGGGAAUCGAGCCAAUCAGAUUCUUAUAAGCAGGGCUUAUUUUUGUUUUAUUCAUUUUUUGUUAACUUUAUGAUAUAUUAUUUUUUUCUGAAAGUUGAAAAAGAUUCCAUUGUGUUUUGAAGCAUUUGUAGAAAUUCUAGCGAUAUAUUUCUAUAAAAACAUUUUAGAUGUUAGGUGACUGUGUGAUAUUUUGCUGAUGCAAUACUGUACACGUGUCCCUAGUGGACGACACCCUUAUAAAUGUGCUGUUUGUAGUUCUCCGAAAUUAUGUUACUAUACCCUGUGGUGUAGUACGUUUGGAAGAGAUGAGAUAUGCGCUGCCUUUUUUUUUUAAAAGCAAAAUGUAUUCCUUCAUUUUAUCUUGGCUUUGCGAGGAAUGCAGAUCUGUUUGUUUGUGUGUAGGAUGAGUUGUUUUUUUUUUUGUUUUUUUUUUAUAAACGUAUCCCACAUAUAUAGAAACACACAUUUACACACAAAAACACAGACAGCCGGGCGUCAUCCCCCUCCAGGAUCAGUGGGAACAUGUACCACACACCACAGCUGUGGUUAUUAAGCCCCACACUCACACACAGAUGUGCGCUAUGGCAUGUGGAGCACAGAGGGAGAUGACAGUGUGCUGGAGGGUCUUGCGGCUUGCCAUGAAGUCUGCCGGUUUAUAAGAGCCCAAUUAAUGUUUUCAUUUGAUUCUGCUAAAUCAUCUUACCCAGAACACCAUCUGCCUCCUUCCUCAUUGCUGAUCAAACACAAAAAUAAUAGGGCUAAUCGCAUAUUCCAUGUCUGUGAGUGCUUCACUUUCAAUCUCCCAUUUUUCACAUUCAUUCACUGUAUACAAACGAGUGCACAGUCUUUAUUGCGUAUGAUACGUUAUCUUGUAAUGACUGGUAAUUAGUAACUCCACAGGAUUGGGAGUCAAAUAAAAGAGAGCUCUCUAACUACAGCUCCUGUUUAGUUCCUCCUACUACGCGUGUUCUCCUCUCUUCAUCCAGCUCUCAUCUUUUCCCGGUAAAAAUACCCUUUUCUAUAUCAGAUGUUGCCUUAGUACAUAUAGUAUCUUACACAAACCAAAUAAAUGGUGGGAUUCGUUUUAGAACUAUAUAUAAAUGAGCAAUUUUAACAUUUUGAAAACAGCCUCAUUAUACUUUCCUUAAUUCAGUUUUCUAGAAAUAAAAUAACUUGAAUACAUUUACAAGUUGGACAUUUUUAGAUAUGCUUAAAAUAAAGCAGAUUUGUGCAUUUUAUUAGUGUGUGUCAGAUAAAGCUGUUGUUUUUUCAUACAACAGCGCACAAAAUAUGUCGUGAGUUAAAUUUAAUAAGACAUGAUGUGUUUGAUAAUUUGCAGACAUCUGAUGUUAAUCUUUGUUUGAAGGUCAUAUUUGGUGGGGUGGGAGGAACUGUGGAAAAACAUGUAGCAAUAAACUUUUGUUAGUGUCCUGAAUUUGUUAAACUUUAUGCAACUUUUAAUAAAAAAUGGUAAAAUACCAUUUUCUGUCUUA